CUCCCCAGACUGGUGCAUCCUGUCACUUUUCCUGGUUGGCACGCAGACUUGGCGUUGAGCUUUAUAAAAGGGAAGCACGUGGCUUCUUCAGCACAGAGCGGCCAGCUGCGUCAAUCCGGCAACAGCGCAUCUGUCAUGGCGAUCAAGCUUAUCAUCAUCAUCAGCCUCUGUCUCCUGAUGGCCACAGUUCGAUGCGGGAUCGUCCCAGAGGCUCGCUCCGAAUAUGACCCGCACCCCCAGUACACAUUCGCCUACGAUAUUCGAGACGCCCUGACCGGCGACGCCAAGAGCCAGCAGGAGAGUCGCGACGGAGACGUCGUCCAGGGCAGCUACAGCCUGGUGGAGCCCGACGGAACAGUGCGUACCGUGCUGUAUGCUGCCGACCCCGUCAACGGAUUCAAUGCUGUGGUGCAUCGCGGUCCCCUUGUGCACCCCAAGGCCAUUAAAGCAUUUUGAGGAUCCGCCGUUAUUUAUGCUGCUUGUCGUAUUAAUUAACCCUUAUUUAUAUGCUCGCUCGCCAUUAUUGUGUCGUGGGAGGACACGGUAGUAAUAUCUCGUGGUUCUUAUGGUUUCUACCGAAUUUUAACACAUGCAAUCCCGACAACGUGAAUUUCCGGUUCUUUUUAUUAACAGAUGCAUGCAGUGGAGUUGCAGUUUGACACUAAAUGGACUGAAAUUUUGGUGUGCGAGGUAUGUGAAUGUGUGAAGGCGUGUUUGUUUGUUUUAUCCGGUACUGAAAGUAUUGAGAAAUCAGCUGUUCAUAAUUAUUUUCGGACGAGUUUUGAAGGCAAAGUUGUACAUACAAAUUUUAUUGUGGAGUGGGAGGCGUUUUAAGACUGCCAAGUAUUGCUAUUUAUUUUAUGAUUGCAUUAAGUAUUGCUUGUUGUUAUGAUCUCUUAGUCAAAUCAGGGGCGUUUUGGCGUCUCAGGGGAACAGCCGCUUUUCUGCAGCUUGUGUUGCUGUUUUGGGGGGGUAAAUAUAAUUUAUCUGACUUUGAUAAUGUGAAGGUGUAUUUUUCAU
Messenger RNA from Cryptotermes secundus, 1020 nucleotides. RefSeq names its product larval cuticle protein A3A-like. Gene Ontology annotation, cellular component: extracellular matrix. Lineage: Eukaryota; Metazoa; Arthropoda; Insecta; Blattodea; Kalotermitidae. The record is from RefSeq and is a predicted model, not a curated record. The transcript is spliced from 2 exons. The coding region runs from base 136 to 456 and encodes 106 amino acids.